AUGGAUCAAACCCCUAUACAAAUGAUUGCAACUCAUGUAGAAGGCAUCGCACACAACUGCGUCAAGUCCCUAAACGGCCGGAACUUCUCCCCCAGUGCGAGUGGCUGGAAUCAGAUGGCGGCCAUCUUCAGAGCAGAUUCGGAACACCCACAGGGCGGCAUCGCCGAGCAGGGACUUGAAGAACACCUGGAAAUGCAACGACAAAUCGCACAAGAGCACCCGCAGUACCGCCUUCGCCUUCUCGACCUCCACACGGAAGUGGAUGAACGAGCUGGCUCGGCAAGCGUGUUCAUGACGGUGGAAGCCACUGGCAUCCCACCUGGCGUGAUCAGACAAAGCGUCGGUGUUUCCAAGUUUCAGCUGAUCGAUGGGCGCUGGCUUUGUGUCAGGUAUGGAGGUGCGAGAGGUAUGGUGGGGGACUCUUGA
Messenger RNA from Fulvia fulva, 426 nucleotides. RefSeq lists its product as uncharacterized. The record is from RefSeq and is a predicted model, not a curated record. Bases 1 to 426 code for a protein of 141 amino acids. Lineage: Eukaryota; Fungi; Ascomycota; Dothideomycetes; Mycosphaerellales; Mycosphaerellaceae. The transcript has a single exon.